Molecule: messenger RNA, 777 nt
Organism: Arachis stenosperma
Lineage: Eukaryota; Viridiplantae; Streptophyta; Magnoliopsida; Fabales; Fabaceae
Product: transcription factor TCP3-like
Exons: 1
Coding region: 1-777 (258 amino acids)
Biological process (GO): regulation of secondary shoot formation
Cellular component (GO): nucleus
Molecular function (GO): sequence-specific DNA binding; DNA-binding transcription factor activity
Source: RefSeq, a predicted model, not a curated record
AUGUUCUCUUCCUCCAACCCUUCUUCUUCCUCUUCUUCUUACCCUCCUCUUCUUCAUCCCUUCUAUGUUGAUGAUUCUCACAAUGAUAGCAAUGCUUUUGUUGUUGCUAAUAGUGAUGGAAGUAUGUUUGACCCAUCUUCAUCUCUUGGUACUACUACUCAUCAAGCUCCAUUACUGUUCCCAGCAGCAACAAAUCUGAAUGUUGCUGACUAUGCUGCCAUGCUCCAAAGGGACUGUUCUUAUUAUGAUUAUGGUGGUGGUGCUAGUGCUGGUGCUGUUGUGGGUGGUCAUAAUGGUCUGAACUUGUUGACAAAGAAAGGGAAGAAAGACAGGCACAGCAAGAUUUUUACAUCUCAGGGUUUGAGAGACAGAAGGGUGAGGCUUUCAAGCGAGAUUGCUAGAAAGUUCUUUGAUCUUCAGGACAUGCUUGAGUAUGACAAACCCAGCAACACCCUCCAAUGGCUCUUCACUAAAUCUGAGAAUGCUAUCAAAGAGCUUCAAAGAACCAAGCAAGCUAAUCCCACCACCUGUUCUCAUCAUGAUCAUCACACCUUCUGCUUCACCUGCUUCUCAUCAUCAAAGGACAAGAGAUUCCCUCCUCCAGAUUCAUCAGAUCCUCAUCAUCAUCAUCAACUUAUGGAUGUUGAGCUUCAAGACCCUAAUCUACUAAGAACCAAUUUCAUGAGCCUUGAGAUCCCUCAACAUCAGGAAGCUAGUUUCAACAACAUUAAUAACAAUAACAACCACUCCCCUCCCAAUUGGAAUUUAUACCAAUGA